AUCGUUGAUUUAGUUGCUGUUGGUAUUUGCUGUGCUUCAGUUCAGUUGUCUUUUUAAGAAAAUUAAAACUUAGUUGGUGUUUUAAAAGUUGUUGUAAAUUAGUAGUGUUUUUUGUGUUGUAUUGUGGUUUUUUCAAUUGUUUGUUAAUACUUUGUGUGAUUGUGCAACAAAAUAAACAAAACCAUGUCUUCCAAAUAUGCCUAUCAACUUAUUGAUGAAGAGUACCUUUUUGGUACUGGACAAGAUGUUGUUGAUUUUACUCCAACUGCCGAAAAUAUGUCUGAAGCCAAAUUAAUUUCGGGUACACAAGUGGCCAAUGAAAUACGUGAAUCUUUGAAACAACAGGUGUUAGAAUUGAAAAAUAAAUUACCAAAUUUUGCUCCCGGUUUACGUAUUGUCCAAGUCGGCGGUCGCGAGGAUUCCAAUGUUUAUAUUCGCAUGAAAAUUAAGGCUGCCAAUGAAAUAGGCAUUGCUGUCGAACAUGUUAAAUUGCCAAGUACUACAACAGAAUUGGAAUUGUUAGAUAAGAUCAAUUUCCUCAACAAUGAUCCCAAUGUUCACGGUAUCAUUGUACAAAUGCCUUUGGAUUGUGAGAAUAAAAUCGAUUCCCACAAAGUUACCGAUGCCGUUUGUCCCGAAAAAGAUGUCGAUGGUUUGCACACCAUGAACGAGGGACGCGUUUCGAUUGGUGAUUUAAGCGGUUUUAUGCCCUGUACUCCUUGGGGUUGUAUUGAAUUGAUCAAACGUUCGGGUAUACAAAUUGCUGGUGCUAAUGCUGUCGUUUUGGGACGUAGUAAAAUUGUGGGUACACCAGCUGCUGAGCUUUUGAAAUGGCAUCAUGCUACCGUCACAGUUUGUCAUUCAAAGACCAAGAAUAUUGAGGAUAUUUGCCGUACUGCUGAUAUUUUAGUUGUCGGUAUUGGUGUACCAGAAAUGGUUAAGGGAUCUUGGAUUAAACCUGGUGCUGUGGUAAUCGAUUGUGGUAUCAAUGUAAAGCCAGAUCCUACCAAAAAAAGCGGCACUUGUUUGGUGGGUGAUGUUGAUUUUAAAGAAGCUAAAUUAGUAGCUUCUGCUAUAACUCCUGUACCUGGUGGUGUUGGUCCCAUGACCGUAGCCAUGUUAAUGCAAAAUACUGUACGUUCAGCUUUUACAGCAGCUGAGAAAUUAUUGAGAAAGACAUGGGAUUUGUCACCAUUGACAUUGAGACCCGCUAGACCAGUACCCAGUGAUAUUGUUGUAGCUCGUUCUCAGACACCCAAGAAUAUUUCAUUAUUGGCCAAGGAAAUCGGUUUAAUCGGUAAUGAAGUGUCUUUGUAUGGCAAUAAAAAGGCUAAGAUUGCUUUAAGUGUUUUGAAACGUUUGGAGUCAAGAGGUGAAGGUUCAUAUGUUGUGGUAGCGGGCAUCACACCCACUCCCCUCGGCGAGGGUAAAAGUACCACCCUUAUUGGUUUAGUACAAGCUCUCUGCGCCCAUAAAAAACGUAAUGCUAUCGCCUGUAUGCGUCAACCCUCACAAGGUCCCACUUUUGGUAUUAAGGGUGGUGCCGCCGGUGGUGGUUAUGCCCAAGUUAUACCCAUGGAAGAAUUUAAUCUACAUCUUACUGGUGAUAUUCAUGCUGUCACUGCUGCCAAUAACUUAGUGGCUGCUCAAUUGGAUACACGUAUUUUCCAUGAAAAUACCCAAAAAGAUCAGGCACUCUACGAUCGUUUAGUGCCUCGCAUUAAGGGUGAAAGAAAAUUUUCGAAAAUCCAAUUGAGACGUUUGCAACGUUUGGGUAUUCACAAGACAGAUCCUGAUAGCUUAACUGAUGAGGAAAAGGGUAAAUUUGCCCGUUUAGAUAUUGAUCCUGAUACCAUUAUGUGGGAACGUGUUGUUGAUAUGAACGAUAGAUAUUUGAGACAAGUAACUAUUGGUCAAUCUGGCACCGAAAAAGGUUUCACACGUACCACUUCCUACUCCAUCUCGGUGGCUAGUGAAAUUAUGGCAGUUUUAGCUUUGGCCAAGAAUAUGGAAGACAUGAAGGAUAGAUUAUCGAAAAUGGUUGUGGCUUUUGACCGUAAAGGUGACCCCGUAACAGCUGAUGAUUUGGGUUGUACCGGCGCUUUAACUGUUUUACUUAAGGAUGCUUUAGAACCCAAUCUAAUGCAAACUUUGGAGGGUACCCCCGUUAUGGUACAUGCUGGCCCAUUUGCCAAUAUUGCUCAUGGCUGCUCUUCGAAUGUGGCCGAUGAGAUUGCCCUGAAAUUGGUGGGUGAGGAAGGUUUCGUGUGCACUGAAGCCGGUUUUGGUUCUGAUAUUGGUAUGGAAAAAUUCUGCAAUAUUAAAUGCCGUUCUAUGGGUCGCAGUCCAAAUGCUGUUGUUUUGGUAGCCACCGUUAGAGCUUUGAAAAUGCAUGGUGGUGGUGCUCCUGUUACAGCUGGUGCUCCUCUGAAUAAACAAUAUACCGAAGAGAAUUUGGAAUUGUUGGAGAAAGGUUUACCCAAUUUAUUGCAACACAUUUCGAAUGGUCGUACUUUCGGUUUGCCCGUCGUUGUGGCUAUUAAUCGUCAUAGCUCUGACACUGAUGCUGAACACGAGUUGGUUAAAUCGGCUGCCCUUAAAGCUGGUGCCUUUGCUGCUGUCGUUUGUACUCACUGGAGUGAUGGUGGUGCUGGAGCUACUGAAUUGGCUGAGGCUGUUAUUAAUGCCUGCAAAAAUUCCCAUAACUUCCAAUAUCUAUAUGACAAUGAAUUGUCGUUGUUGGACAAAAUGAAUACCAUUGCCCAAAAAAUGUACGGUGCAGCUAAAGUGGAACUAACGCCUAAAGCACAAAGUGCUAUGGAAAAAUUAACUAAAGCUGGUUUUGGCAAUUUACCCAUUUGCAUGUCUAAGGUAGCCGGUUCGCUUACCGGUGAUGCUGCCAUUAAGGGCGCUCCUAAGGGUUUCACUUUAACCGUUAGCAGCAUGCAUGUUUCUGCUGGUGCUGGUUUUGUCGUAGCCAUGUGUGGUGAAAUCACUAAAAUGCCUGGUUUACCCACACGUCCCAGCAUUUAUGAUAUUGAUUUGAAUACUGAAACUGGUGAAAUUGAAGGACUUUUCUAAAUGCAAAAGAAACAUCAAUUUAUUUUGUAUAUUUGUGGACAAAAUUAUUUGUAUUUUUUAAUAUAAUUACUCUUUUUAAUUAAUUAAGCUGAUAUUGUGUAAAGUUUAAAAUAUUUGUUAAAUGUAAAUAAAUUGUAUAACAUGUUUUAAUAACGGUUUUUAUCCAAAUCUUUUUC
Molecule: messenger RNA, 3257 nt
Organism: Lucilia sericata (common green bottle fly)
Lineage: Eukaryota; Metazoa; Arthropoda; Insecta; Diptera; Calliphoridae
Gene: pug
Product: C-1-tetrahydrofolate synthase, cytoplasmic
Exons: 10
Coding region: 184-3081 (965 amino acids)
Biological process (GO): tetrahydrofolate interconversion; mitochondrial respiratory chain complex III assembly
Cellular component (GO): cytosol; mitochondrial matrix
Molecular function (GO): methylenetetrahydrofolate dehydrogenase (NADP+) activity; ATP binding; methenyltetrahydrofolate cyclohydrolase activity
Source: RefSeq, a predicted model, not a curated record